UCACUUUUGUAAAUAGAAUUACUUUUAGAGAAAUUUUCAGAGUAUUUACAAAAUUAAACCAUGGAAAUAAAGUAUUUAUUUAUUUUGUAAAUAACAUCUUAAGCUGGAUUGCUGAAUUUUACUCUGUAAACACCACCUAACUAGCGCACAAAGCAAUGGCUAAACCUAUAGAUAUAGAUAAACCAAAAUGGGACCAGAGUACAUACGCGGGCCGUGCCAAACAUUUCUUGCUUCUCACUAAUCCGAUAAACUGUUUAGCUAGUGAUGAGGACUUGGAUAUGGCUAAAAGGGCUCUUGACGAGUACAGGAAAACCAAAGCAAUGCCCCAUGGUUACAAUGAGGAUAAGUUAUGGGCAGCUAAAUACUUGUACGACAGUGCAUUUCAUCCUGACACAGGCGAGAAGAUGCUUAGAGUCGGUCGUAUGUCUGCACAGGUGCCUAUGAACACACUGAUCACAGGGUGUAUGAUCACUUUCUAUAAAACAAGACCGGCCAUCAUCUUUUGGCAAUGGUUCAAUCAGACGUUUAACGCCAUGGUUAAUUACACUAAUCGCUCAGGAGACGCAGUUAUCACUACGAAGCAGUUGUUGGCAUCCUAUUGCGCAGCCUGUAGUGGUGCUCUAACUACAGCUUUGUACCUAAACAGUAAAGUUAAGGGCAUGAAUCCAGUGUUCGCGCGGUUGGUACCCUUUGCAGCUGUGUGCGGCGCUAACUUCAUCAAUAUCCCUAUGAUGAGGAGCACUGAGCUAAUAAACGGUACGCCUGUAUUUGCACCAGAAGGUCAGAGAGUUGGUGACUCUAAGAUCGCUGCACGCACAGGAAUUUUUCUCGUAUGCAUAUCUCGAGUGGCGAUGGCACUUCCUGGCAUGACUUUUGUCCCGAUUAUAACGAACACGGCAGUACAAAAAGGUUUAUUCUGCCACUACCCACUGGCCGUAAUACCAUUCCAAUUAGCUCUUGUAUGUUUUUGUGCCGCCUUCGCCACACCACUCGGAUGCGCUUUUUUCGAACAGAAAGCUUCUUUGAGUAUUGAUGCUGUAGAAAAAGAAAUAAAGGAAAUUGCAAUUAAAGUAUCACCAAAGGCAAAAACAGUUUAUUACAAUAAAGGUUUGUGACGAGUAAAUCAGUACAAUGCAUUAUUUUACCAAGUUGGUGUGUUGCUGCAAACUACUUAGUGGUACCUGCCCAUAGACUACGUGGGUCGCGCUGGUACUCUUUUACGAAGAGCAGCAACGUUUUUUCUUGUCUACAUCACUCGUGCCUUGUUUAUGGGACAAGGAUGUCAUAUAUUAUGGUUGCGAGUAGAAACUUUUUUCUGGAAUUAAUAGGUAUACCUAUUAAGUGCUUUGUUGCCUACCUUUAAUGACCUUUGUGUUAGAAUCGGUUUACACAAUAAACUCUUAAGCGUUUAUUUCACCCUUAAUAAAUUAAGUUUUUAAUAAUUUCUUUUUUAGAACUUUUAAAUAAAAUUUACACUUUUUUCUAUGGAAGGGUUUUGAAAACUUGUUAUGUAAUUUUUUAUUUACAUUAGGUCCGGUCAUGGAUUGAUUGUAUCGUGGUUUUAUUUUAACAUGGGCUCUAUUGAUUGUUUACCAAGCCAGUGGCAGCCUCUGAGGUG
This is a messenger RNA of Spodoptera litura, 1618 nucleotides long. RefSeq names its product sideroflexin-1-3-like. The record is from RefSeq and is a predicted model, not a curated record. Gene Ontology annotation, biological process: serine import into mitochondrion; monoatomic ion transport. Gene Ontology annotation, cellular component: mitochondrial inner membrane. Gene Ontology annotation, molecular function: monoatomic ion transmembrane transporter activity. NCBI's taxonomy places the organism in Eukaryota, Metazoa, Arthropoda, Insecta, Lepidoptera, Noctuidae.